UUUCCUCUGUAUAUUCUCUCCGUCAGCAGAUUCUUCCAAAAAAUUAAUUAAAAAAAAAAAAAAAACCCAUCGCUCUCAGCCUUUAAAGGCCCUUCAGAUACUCAUUUGCUGCUCAUAUUUUGUGUCUUCACAGAUUUUAGAGUGAGAAAUUAGAGUUAUUUUUGGAGAAAAUGUCAGGCGGUAUUGCUCGUGGGAGACUCGCUGAAGAACGCAAAUCGUGGCGAAAAAAUCAUCCCCAUGGUUUUGUGGCAAAGCCGGAGACACUGUCUGAUGGGACUGUGAAUUUGAUGGUGUGGCACUGUACAAUCCCUGGUAAACCUGGGACUGAUUGGGAGGGUGGUUUUUACCCGCUCACUAUGCACUUCAGUGAAGACUAUCCGAGCAAGCCACCAAAGUGUAAAUUUCCCGCAAAUUUCUUCCAUCCUAAUGUCUAUCCAUCUGGAACUGUUUGCCUUUCAAUUCUCAAUGAAGACAGUGGGUGGAGACCAGCCAUCACAGUGAAGCAAAUUUUGGUUGGGAUUCAGGAUUUGUUGGAUCAGCCCAACCCUAACGAUCCUGCGCAAACUGAAGGAUACCAUAUGUUCAUCCAGGAUGUUGUAGAAUACAAGAAGAGGGUUCGUCAACAGGCCAAGCUGUAUCCAUCAAUUCUCUGAAAUCUGCACACACGGUUGUUUUAGUUUGUGACCAUUUCUAGUUGUUAGAAACACUUGUUUCUUUGUAAGUUUUCUAUUUCUAUUUCAAAAAAUUCGAGCUUGUGUAUUACAAUAGAUCAUCCAUUCCCCCGUAUCUUGUGUGCCGUGUGCAGUGAACCUUAAUCAAUGGUGUUCGACAUUCUUGACUUUGGUGUGUCCCUUAGUCAAUUGCGUUUGUCAUGUUGAUA
Olea europaea var. sylvestris is the source of this 880-nucleotide messenger RNA. RefSeq names its product SUMO-conjugating enzyme SCE1-like. Gene Ontology annotation, cellular component: nucleus. The transcript is spliced from 5 exons. The record is from RefSeq and is a predicted model, not a curated record. Gene Ontology annotation, biological process: protein sumoylation. Bases 171 to 653 code for a protein of 160 amino acids. NCBI's taxonomy places the organism in Eukaryota, Viridiplantae, Streptophyta, Magnoliopsida, Lamiales, Oleaceae. Gene Ontology annotation, molecular function: SUMO conjugating enzyme activity.